CCUGGCCACUAUCUUGCCAGGCCAUAUCCCUCACAUUUCAAUUUCCACAUGAACAACCAACCCAGAACGAGACCCCACCUCCCCCAUCUCCAAGUCGCCCUGCAUCAGCAACGACGACACCUCCGCAUGACGCAGAUCCUUCGAAUGCUGCAGCGGGGGCCGCAGAGCCACCUGUGGUCCCAAAUGACCGCGCUCGAAGUAGCGGCCUUGGCUAUCAAACUCGAAAGACUCGUAUACCGCGGCUUCCCCGACAGCGUGGGGAUCAUGCCCGACGAUGCCCUCGAAUUGCGGAUGCGGCGGGUCAUCAACCUCAUCUUGAACGCGACCAAACGAACAUCCAAAGGUUCGCCCCCCGCUGGGUCGAAACCACCGACCAUUGUGGCAACUUAGUUCGUGGCGACUCGCCUCUAUUUAUCGGUCUUGGCUGUAAGCCACUUGACUCAACUCGAUUCAACAUUUCUUCUUUGCGGUAUCCGAGAGCACACAAAGCCUGUGUCGAAAUAUUGCGCGCAUUUGCUGUCGCAUACAUCGACGCCAACAUGCGCAGGGAGCUAAAACGAGCCGUUGAAUCGUGUGGCCAAGUGAGUCAUGCGCUCGCAAUGAGGUAAUCCGCCGAGGUCACGGAGAGUGGAGGAAACGGAAGGAGCGAUGCAUGUGUAGUUGCCAGCGCCGGAACAGCGGGGCGAGGAUACACUCGUAUCGACGGCAUGCGAGGUGUGCGAAGCCAAUAACAUUAUAACGUUAUGUGUUGUUUGGA
Molecule: messenger RNA, 757 nt
Organism: Aphanomyces invadans
Lineage: Eukaryota; Oomycota; Saprolegniomycetes; Saprolegniales; Verrucalvaceae
Exons: 1
Coding region: 49-390 (113 amino acids)
Source: RefSeq, a predicted model, not a curated record